This is a messenger RNA of Babesia ovata, 1698 nucleotides long. RefSeq names its product tryptophanyl-tRNA synthetase. The transcript is spliced from 5 exons. Gene Ontology annotation, biological process: tryptophanyl-tRNA aminoacylation. Gene Ontology annotation, cellular component: cytoplasm. The record is from RefSeq and is a predicted model, not a curated record. The coding region runs from base 1 to 1698 and encodes 565 amino acids. Lineage: Eukaryota; Apicomplexa; Aconoidasida; Piroplasmida; Babesiidae. Gene Ontology annotation, molecular function: ATP binding; tryptophan-tRNA ligase activity.
AUGACAAAAUAUGAAUGCUACUUUGACAGUGCGCUGCACAUCAUUAAGGGUGCGGCCUGCAUCGCCUUCUCCCUGCCAACCGGAAGGACGACCAAGUCGAUCAGCAGGAAGAGCACUACCGCAGGGGUCAUGACGUUGUGUAGCGUCAAGAGCCAGCCAACGGAUUCUCAAUAUACAUUGUUCAACCAAUUGAUUGCACAAAAGAUCAGCGAGAAUGGGAAAUUCAGGGCCAUGCUUAUAGACCGUCCGGUGGCUGAAGCGGUAUAUGGCGACAGUAUCUACGACGAGAGGCCAGUCCCGGCCAACGUGAACAAGUUGCGGCUCGUAGCUCUGGAGGAGUGGAACAUCAACGCUAGCAUGCGCGAUGUCGUGAAAACUACGGGUCAAGUUGGCCAAAUCGACAUCAAUAAGCUGACGUACAAGGGCGAGAGUCAGACACUGCUCAUCAGCUUCGUUGUACAGCCGGGAUCCGAAACGCCGGACAUACUCACCGAGACCGAAAUCAUUACUUCCCCGGCAGAAUGCCCUCCCAAGUCCAUGGUAUUACCACCUGGAGAAGUAGAUACGACAAAUGACACUUUCAUCGAGUUAUUCGGCCUGGAACGCAGCUCUAAUGCUGCAAAGCCAGCAAACGAAAUUGACUAUGACAAACUCAUUCGCGAAUUCGGUUGCGAGAAAAUUACCCAGCAGCAGCUAGAUCGCAUAGAGAAGCUAAUAAAAAGACCAGCGCAUCCGUAUCUCAGGCGGGGACUGUUCUUUUCUCACCGCGGGCUUGACCACCUCCUCGAUGCAUACGAAAAGGGCAUUCCGUUCUUCAUAUACACCGGCCGUGGUCCGUCGAGCGAUACAUUGCACUUGGGUCAUCUUGUGCCGUUCUUGUUCACGCAGUGGCUGCAAGAGGUCUUCCAGGUGCCAGUGGUGAUCAUGCUCUCGGACGACGAAAAGUUCCUAUUCAGGGAAGAGCUGGAGUACGAUAAGGUCAGGGAAAUGGCAAAGGAGAAUGCACGUGACAUCAUCGCAUGCGGAUUCGACCCAAACCUCACGUUUAUAUACCGUAACACUGACUUCAUCGGAGACCUCUACGGCAUAUCGCUUAAGAUGCAGAAGAAAACCACGUUCAACCAAGUGAAAGGCAUUUUCGGAUUUGGCCUCUCGUCCAACAUAGGAAGCAUCGCAUAUCCGGCUAUAGAAGGUGCAGCGGCGUUCUGCCAGGCCUACCCUAAGCUCUUUGGCCAUCGCACCGACAUGUUGUGUCUGGUGCCACAGGGAAUCGACCAGGACCCCUUCUUCAGGAUGACACGUGAUUUAGCGCCUAGACUGGGAUUCCUGAAACCCAUAUCUAUCCAUUCGAAGUUCAUCCCUUCGCUUCUAGGAGUGAAUUGCAAAAUGAGCUCCAGCGUCGAGGGGUCAGCAAUUUUUGUCACCGACAGCCCGGCGAUAAUCCGCGGCAAGAUACACAAAUACGCAUUUAGCGGUGGCCGAGACACGGCUGAGGAGCAUCGCAGGCUUGGCGCCAACCUUGAUGUGGACGUGGCAUAUCAUUACUUGAGAUUCUUCCUCGAUGACGACGAGGAGCUCAACGAUAUCGCCACUAAAUACAAGGCAGGAGAGAUAAUGUCAUCUGCAGUUAAGGACAAGCUUGUUGAUAUCGUCUGCAACAUAGUGCACAACUACAGGGUGAGCUGCCGACACUACUGA